AUGGCACAAAGGUACGAUGACCUGGUGCAUUACCCUGCCAUGGAUGGAGUCGCUUUGCCUGGGUUCGGGGACCCUCACACGGCUCGGAGUUUGCAGCAUCACUCGCUGAGCCAGAGCUCGCCGUAUGGAUCGGCCGGGGUGACCCACCGGGCAGGCAUGCCCCCGGGGCUGGGGAAUACGGACGCCUUGAAGAGGGAGAAGGAUGAGAUCUAUGGGCAUCCCUUGUUCCCCUUGCUGGCCCUGGUCUUUGAGAAGUGUGAGCUGGCGACCUGCUCCCCCAGGGAUACCUCGGGCUCUUACCCCGGUGGGGACGUCUGCUCCUCCGAUUCCUUCAACGAGGACAUAGCCGUCUUCGCCAAACAGAUUAGGACAGAAAAACCUUUAUUUUCUUCCAAUCCUGAGCUGGAUAAUUUGAUGAUUCAGUCCAUCCAGGUGCUACGAUUCCAUCUCUUGGAAUUAGAAAAGGUACACGACCUGUGCGACAAUUUCUGCCACCGCUACAUCACUUGCCUGAAGGGGAAGAUGCCCAUCGACCUGGUAAUCGACGACCGGGAUGGGGGUUCCAAAUCCGACCUGGAGGACUUCACGGGGUCCUGCGCCAGCCUCUCCGACCAGAAUAACUCCUGGAUCCGAGACCACGACGAGACGGGCUCCACGCACUCGGGCACACCGGGCCCCUCCAGCGGGGGCAUCGCCUCGCAGAGCGGGGACAACUCCAGCGAGCCAGGGGACUGCCUGGAUAACAGCGUGGCCUCCCCCAGCACCGGGGACGACGACGACCUGGACCGGGACAAAAAACGCAACAAGAAACGGGGGAUCUUCCCCAAAGUAGCCACCAACAUCAUGCGGGCCUGGCUGUUCCAGCACCUGUCGCACCCGUACCCCUCGGAGGAGCAGAAGAAGCAGCUGGCGCAGGACACGGGACUCACCAUCCUGCAGGUCAAUAACUGGUUUAUUAACGCCCGGAGGCGCAUCGUCCAGCCGAUGAUCGACCAGUCCAACCGCACAGGUGAGGUCCAGCUGGCAGGACUGGGUCAGGGGCCGCCCUACAGCCCCGACGCCCAGCCCAUGGGCGGGUACGUCAUGGACGGGCAGCAGCACAUGGCCAUCCGGCCCCCAGGUCCGAUGGGCAGCAUGGGCAUUGCCAUGGGAAUGGAGGGCCAGUGGCACUACAUGUGA
Emys orbicularis (European pond turtle) is the source of this 1179-nucleotide messenger RNA. RefSeq names its product Meis homeobox 3 (gene MEIS3). Gene Ontology annotation, molecular function: DNA-binding transcription activator activity, RNA polymerase II-specific; RNA polymerase II cis-regulatory region sequence-specific DNA binding. The record is from RefSeq and is a predicted model, not a curated record. Gene Ontology annotation, biological process: positive regulation of transcription by RNA polymerase II; brain development; animal organ morphogenesis. The coding region runs from base 1 to 1179 and encodes 392 amino acids. NCBI's taxonomy places the organism in Eukaryota, Metazoa, Chordata, Testudines, Emydidae. The transcript is spliced from 12 exons.